AUGGAUGGACUUAAGUUGUCAGAUAUGAAUGGCUUGGCGGGUUUGCAGCGCCAGAUUUGCUCGAUUUGCGGUCGAAAAAGGAUGUAUUUUUGUUACGACUGCAAGAUCUACAUGCCAGGAGUGGAGCAAUUAGUCCCAAACUUGAGGUUACCGGCAUUCAUCGAUAUCAUUAAACAUCCAAAUGAAAAGAACAGCAAAAGUACAGCACUGCACUGUCUUCUACUUGCUCCCUCUUCAACUACUUUAUUUAAUUCUCCAAACGUUCCUGAUUACGAUGCCGAAAAAUACAAACAGGAAAAUACGGUUCUUGUGGCCUACUCCGAAAACGCUCUGUCCGUUGGUGAUUAUGUAAAGAAGCGAGGUCCCAUAAAACGUUUUGUGUUUUUGGAUUCAACGUGGUUUCAGAUUGGUGGAUUGAAGAUGCUCCCACAAAUACGGAAUCUACCUCUUGUAACUCUGAAGUCAUAUCGGACCAAAUACUGGAGGCCUCAGAGGGGUUUAUCGGAAUAUCAUUUGGCAACCAUUGAAGCAAUUUAUUAUGCUCUGCGUGAAGCUUUUGAAGCAUCUUCUAUGUUGGAAUACGACGGUCGUUUCGAUGAUCUUUUAUUUUGGUUCUUUUAUUUUUGCUCAAAAGUGGACCAAAAUGUUCGAAAAAAAAACGUAUUUAGACCAGCAUCUGAUCAUUGA
Gongylonema pulchrum is the source of this 687-nucleotide messenger RNA. NCBI's taxonomy places the organism in Eukaryota, Metazoa, Nematoda, Chromadorea, Rhabditida, Gongylonematidae. The record is from the annotation of a GenBank genome assembly.